Messenger RNA from Prunus mume (Japanese apricot), 1906 nucleotides. RefSeq names its product phosphate transporter 3;1 (gene PHT3;1). The record is from RefSeq and is a predicted model, not a curated record. Gene Ontology annotation, molecular function: phosphate transmembrane transporter activity. Gene Ontology annotation, cellular component: mitochondrial inner membrane. Gene Ontology annotation, biological process: mitochondrial phosphate ion transmembrane transport. Lineage: Eukaryota; Viridiplantae; Streptophyta; Magnoliopsida; Rosales; Rosaceae.
AAAACAAGGGUGGAAUUUCAGAGUCAACAUUUUCCAAAGCUCUACUUUGAUGGGCCUCAGUGAGAAUGAGAGACCAGCGAAAGGUCAGCAGCACUGUGGUGGCAGAAUCGUAAUUAAAGGAAAUCGACGGGGUCAUCUCGUAUAAUUGAUGCGAGGGUUGAGCACUGGACCAUAGCAAAAACCGGAAUCAAAAGGCAGAGGAGAGCCCCAUUUCUAACAAAGCAUCUGGCAGCGAGAGUUUGGGAGAGAACCUCUCUCUUUCAUUUCAUUUCCUUUCCCUCACUCUCUCUCUCCCUUGCUUCUAAAUCUCGAGGUCCUUCCUCUUCUUCCUUCUUAACUCCCAAAUCUCAGACAAAUCAUACCCCUUCCUGUUUCUCCCAUGGCUCUCUCAGAAAAACACUCGCGUGAGUCUCUGAUCCCUAGCUUCCUCUACAGCUCCUCAUCGUCCACCAAAACUCUAGCGCUGGAGAAGAUGCUCCACGCCAGGCCUAGCGGCUUCACCUCCAAUGUGAACGCCGAAGGAGCGUCCGCCAGGAAGGGCCUGGUCAUUCCGUCGCCGAGCGAGCCCUCCAAGAAGAUCGAGAUGUACUCGCCUUCCUUCUACGCUGCCUGUACUUUUGGAGGGAUCCUUAGCUGUGGUCUCACUCACACGGCCGUCACUCCUCUUGACCUCGUCAAAUGCAAUAUGCAGAUUGACCCAGCAAAGUACAAAAGCAUAUCAUCUGGUUUUGGAGUUCUACUCAAGGAGCAGGGCGUCAAGGGCUUCUUCAGGGGAUGGGUGCCUACCCUCCUCGGUUACAGUGCUCAGGGUGCCUGCAAGUUUGGAUUCUAUGAAUUUUUCAAGAAGUACUACUCUGACCUUGCUGGACCAGAGUUUUCUGCCAAGUACAAAACCUUAAUCUACCUUGCUGGUUCUGCAUCUGCUGAGGUCAUUGCAGAUGUUGCACUUUGCCCCUUUGAAGCAGUCAAGGUCCGGGUACAAACUCAACCUGGAUUUGCUAGAGGUUUGUCAGAUGGACUUCCUAAGUUUGUCAAGUCUGAAGGUGCUCUUGGGUUGUACAAGGGUAUUGUUCCUCUAUGGGGUCGUCAGAUUCCAUACACAAUGAUGAAGUUUGCCUCCUUUGAGACCAUUGUGGAGAUGCUCUAUAAAUAUGCCAUCCCUAGACCUAAGGACCAGUGCUCCAAAUCUUUGCAGCUUGGUGUGAGUUUUGCUGGAGGAUACGUGGCUGGUGUUUUCUGUGCUAUUGUUUCUCAUCCUGCUGACAAUCUUGUGUCUUUUCUCAACAAUGCCAAAGGGGCGACAGUUGGUGAUGCUGUGAAGAAGAUGGGGUUGGUCGGUCUCUUUACCCGUGGGCUUCCUCUUCGUAUUGUCAUGAUUGGAACUCUUACUGGAGCUCAGUGGGGAAUCUAUGAUGCAUUCAAAGUUUUUGUCGGGCUGCCAACAACUGGUGGUGCCCCUCCUCCUGUUUCUGCUGCCACAGAGCUUGCUAAGGUGUAAUCCGCUGGGUGAUCAACCUCAUCAACUUUGUUGUUUUUUGAAACUGGAAAGUUUGUCAUAGGAAUUAAAUAAGCAUAGGAUUGCGGAAGUUACUUAAAAUGGCUUCUAAGCAAGUGGGGAUUUUUAUUUCUUUUGCAUCCGGAACCUGUAUCCCAGUUUUUCCUUUUUUGACUCAUCUGAUUUUCGGGGGAUGGUUUUGCUCUCAUCCUCUUUAAAAGACGUAUUUUUAGUUAGAUCAGAGAUGAAUUUGAAAUUUGAUGUUAGGAGUGAGGAGGUGUCUUCCCCCUGUCAAGAUUAGGCAACAAAAAAUAAUGUUAGAUGGGAUAUGUUCUUCGGCCAUCGGUAGGCAUGGGAAUUAUGCCUGUAUACGAUUAUUAUUUCAUUUUGAUACUCUUCAUUUCAGGCUUA